Marmota monax (woodchuck) is the source of this 1692-nucleotide messenger RNA. It is a transcript of the gene Hgd, whose product is annotated as homogentisate 1,2-dioxygenase. The transcript is spliced from 14 exons. Gene Ontology annotation, biological process: L-phenylalanine catabolic process. The coding region runs from base 144 to 1481 and encodes 445 amino acids. Gene Ontology annotation, cellular component: cytoplasm. NCBI's taxonomy places the organism in Eukaryota, Metazoa, Chordata, Mammalia, Rodentia, Sciuridae. Gene Ontology annotation, molecular function: homogentisate 1,2-dioxygenase activity. The record is from RefSeq and is a predicted model, not a curated record.
GCUCCCUUGAGAGACCUGCUGACCAAUGAGGCACAGUGUAUUAGUGGGAACAAGAACAUCUGGAAGGUGGUAAGAAGCAUUUGACUGCACACUCUCCCUGGAUCUGGAUUUCUCCAAGUCAUCACACUUAAAGCAGAAGGGAAAUGGCUGAGCUGAAGUACAUUUCUGGAUUUGGGAAUGAAUGUGCUUCAGAGGACCCUCGAUGUCCAGGUUCCUUGCCUGAAGGACAGAAUAAUCCUCAAGUCUGCCCCUACAAUCUGUACGCUGAGCAGCUCUCAGGAUCAGCUUUCACUUGUCCCCGGAGCACCAAUAAGAGAAGCUGGCUGUACAGGAUUCUACCUUCAGUUUCUCACAAGCCCUUUGAAUCCAUUGACCAAGGCCAUGUCACUCACAACUGGGAUGAAGUUGGUCCUGAUCCUAACCAGCUUAGAUGGAAACCAUUUGAGAUUCCAAAACCCUCUCAGAAGAAAGUGGACUUUGUGAGCGGUCUGCACACCUUGUGUGGAGCUGGAGACAUCAGGUCUAACAAUGGGCUUGCUGUCCAUAUUUUCCUGUGCAACACUUCCAUGGAGAACAGAUGCUUUUAUAAUUCAGAUGGGGACUUCUUGAUUGUUCCCCAGAAAGGGAAGCUUCUCAUUUACACUGAGUUUGGCAAGAUGCUUGUGCAGCCCAAUGAGAUCUGCGUCAUUCAGAGAGGAAUGUGGUUCAGCAUAGAUGUCUUUGAAGAGACCAGGGGCUACAUCCUGGAAGUCUAUGGUGUCCACUUUGAGUUACCUGACCUGGGACCCAUUGGAGCCAAUGGCUUGGCCAAUCCCCGUGAUUUCUUGAUACCUGUUGCCUGGUAUGAAGAUCGUCAAGUACCAGGUGGUUACACUGUGAUUAAUAAAUACCAGGGCAAGCUGUUUGCUGCCAAACAGCUUGUCUCCCCGUUCAAUGUCGUGGCGUGGCACGGGAACUAUACACCCUACAAGUACAACCUGGAGAACUUCAUGGUCAUCAACUCAGUGGCCUUUGACCAUGCAGACCCAUCCAUUUUCACAGUGUUGACUGCCAAGUCUGUCCGCCCUGGAGUGGCCAUUGCUGAUUUUGUUAUCUUCCCACCUCGAUGGGGGGUUGCUGAUAAGACUUUCAGGCCUCCCUAUUACCACAGGAACUGCAUGAGUGAAUUCAUGGGACUCAUCCGAGGUCACUACGAGGCAAAGCAAGGUGGAUUCCUGCCAGGGGGAGGCAGCCUGCACAGUGCCAUGACCCCCCACGGCCCUGAUGCAGAUUGCUUUGAGAAGGCCAGCAAGGCCAAGCUGGCUCCUGAGAGGAUUGCUGAUGGCACCAUGGCAUUUAUGUUUGAAUCUUCCCUAAAUUUGGCAGUCACCAAGUGGGGACUCAAGACCUCCAAUUGUUUAGAUGAGAACUACUACAAAUGCUGGGAGCCUCUCAAGAGCCACUUCACCCCCAAUUCCAGGAAACCAGCAGAAUUCAACUGAGCCUGGAGCAUCGUUACCAUACAUGAGAAUGAAUUUGUGCCAUUUCCCUGAGAACCUUGUGCCUUCUAGAAGUAACAGGGAAGAGGGUUGGUUAGAAUGAGAACUCAUUUUUUCAUAGUCAAAUAAGUCAGAACAUUUGUGGAAAUCUAUUAGUAAAGUUCUAUGGCUAUCAGCUUACUUACUCAAUAAAUUUGCUGCAAUUCUGUUGAAA